UCAUGCACUUGUCUUCCACAGAGACUGUUUCAAAUGUGACAGUAAGUGUGAAUCCACCCUCCCUGAUGGAGUUCAACAGCUCAGCAGUCAUUACGUGCUCCGUCUCCUCUGGAUCCUCCCUCUCUUUUCUCUGGAAGAAUGGCAGCUCUGAGGUUGCAGCAGGUGACAGAGUUCAGCUCACCGACGGAGGAUCCACCCUCACUAUAGUCAACGUGACUCGCUAUGACUGGGGACCGUUCAGGUGUCAUGCGUUCAAUCUUGUCAGUAAUGGCACCAGUGAUUCAGUGAACCUUACUAUCAGCUAUGGUCCAGAUGACAUGGCCCUCACUGUGAAUGGACAGAGCACGACCUCCUUUCCAGUUGGAUCCAAUCUGACCAUGCUCUGUUCAGCCCAGUCCAGUCCUCCAGCUCAGUUUCACUGGGCUGUCAGGGGAAAGCUUGUGAACACGACAGGUCCAAUGUUGGAGCUGUUCAGUGUCAGCAAGGACCAGAGUGGUUCAUAUUACUGUCUGGCCUUCAACAAUCACACCAACAUAAACAGCAGUAUCACCAAACACAUCACGAUAGGGGAGUCGUCAGGAUCUGAACAACAGACAGUCAGUGUGUGGCUUCUACGUCUGCUCUUAUUGUUUGGAUUCCUCCUCUAAUUGUCAGACAUGUUGGGACUAUUGUAAAGACAUGCAGAGAUUAAUAAAACUAACAUCACAAACAGUCUGAAUAACUGUUUCUCUUUCAGAUGUCGGUGGACGACUCUGAUGCAGUAAAAUAAAUUGAAACCUUU
Messenger RNA from Scatophagus argus, 781 nucleotides. Its product is annotated as carcinoembryonic antigen-related cell adhesion molecule 2-like. Bases 3 to 647 code for a protein of 214 amino acids. The record is from RefSeq and is a predicted model, not a curated record. The transcript is spliced from 3 exons. NCBI's taxonomy places the organism in Eukaryota, Metazoa, Chordata, Actinopteri, Scatophagidae.